AUGCUUGGCUCGCAUAAAGACGACGUUGCUGAUUUGCUAUCAGAAGCUCAAAAAAGAAAGCAGGGGAUUCGAGAAACGGGAGAAUAUUUGGACGCUCAUAUUACAGGACCUGAGCCUUUAACGAAAAUGGAAGAAUCUGAAGUCUCGGAGGAUAAGAAAGAACUAAGCCUACGAGCAAAAAUUAGGCAUUUAAAGGGUAUAUACGGGCAAAUGAGCCAUGAAAACGAGAAGCUAGUCGCCCAUUUGGAGAAUUACAAAGGACAACUUGACACUGAAGCCAAAGCCGCCAAAGAAUAUAAGGAAAAUGCUUUGCAGAAAGCGAAUGAAAAUGGAUUGCUCCAGAGGGAAGUUAUUAAGCUGAAAAAGGCGAACUCAGAGCUCAACUUAGCAAUCCGAGAAGCAAGGGUAGGAUAA
Messenger RNA from Protopolystoma xenopodis, 414 nucleotides. Lineage: Eukaryota; Metazoa; Platyhelminthes; Monogenea; Polystomatidea; Polystomatidae. The record is from the annotation of a GenBank genome assembly.